GAAAGAGGCCAGUGUAUUAACUGCAGCUAAAUCAAACUUUUGAGCCAAGUUAUGAAUUAUUUGCCAUUGUGCAGCAGGCGAAACAUUCCCUUGCCGCUUUGACUUUGUCCCUUUUCUGGCAGGAAGCCGAGAGGUUCGGCUCCCUUUUGUUUUUAGCCCCCCUUUCGCCACCUGGAAAAAGACAUUACGAUCCACUUGCCGAGUCAUCCGAACCCCCAAGUCAAUUUGAACAACAUUUUGCCGCAGCUCUGGUUAUACAAACAAGAUUCCACAUUCCGUUUCUUGGCUGGGCUCUCGUUCUCGCUUGACUUUUUCGAAGGGUUUUCGGCUCCUCUAUUCUAUUCUUUUUUUUUCCCCCUUCUGUCUGUAGCUGUGAUGAUUUGCCAUUUGGGGACGAACGGUCCGAGAGGCACGUAAAUUGAAUGGCCGGUGCCAAAGGUUCCAGGGGUAAACAAAAAACACCGACACAACAACAACAACAACAACAGCGGCGAAAAAAAAGAAUGAAGGAAAAACUCUGGCAAAAAUUAAGUGAAAAUAAUAAACCCUUCGCACACAUUUACUUUGGGGGAAAGAAGUGGAAAAUCGAGGGGCGGGCGAGUGGUGGGUGUUUGGUAAUGGCAAAGGCAAAGCAAAGGGGCAUUACACACACGUUGACCAACGGAAGUCCUGCUGCCUGAUGGCAUUACAGUUAAUUAAAGGUGAACGGAUAGUCACAGACUCCUUCUAUCGCACAGUGGGUCCAGGAUAUUAAAUUUAUAGAAAAUCCUUAAGAACACCCAAAGGCGAAAUUUGCAAGAAACGAUUACUAAUCAAAUGGGUAACUAACAUUUAAGUUCUGCUCUUUAAAAAUACGUUAAGCUGGCGAAAUUUUUCUUUUUUUUUUACAGGUGUUUUUCUAAGCGCAAAGCCCAAUGUAAAAUUUCUAGUGAACCGGAAAUUAUCCCAUGGUGACUUUGCUUAUGUGAAGUCCGCUAGUGUGUGUUUAGAUUUUCGUGUUCGUGUUCGUUUUCCUGUGCGUUUGCUUUGUGUUUGUGACUGUAUUCGUGUGUGUGUGUGUUUGUGUGUUAGUGUGUGUCGGCCAUGGCAAACUGGAAACUUUGCAAAUGAAUGGCAAGGCAUUGGAAAUAAUGAGCCGUAUUUACAUUUCAAAGCGCUCACACAGGCAAGCUGGAAAAGUUUUCAGCCUCCCCGGUCGGACGACUACGGGUCAAAAUCAGUUACGGAACUCUUAAAUAGAGAAGGAUUGCAAGGGGAUGAAGGAGGCUGGCGGGGAAACGAAGGGGUAGACGGUGGAGCAGUGGGGCUAAGAGCUGUGGAAAAAUCUGCUCGGGCUGCGAAGUUGAGUUGGGAGUAAAUUGCGAAAGAGCCUUCGGCGGCAGGACUGCAUACAAUUUGUUUUAUGGCCAUGGCGUGCACAUUAAACGCGCACUUAAUCACACGCAAUGGGCGUGGCAGCUCCUGGGCAACCCGCCCACAGCCCAGCACCAACAGCACCACCAGCACCACCGUCCUCGUCGUCGUCGUCCAUGGCGACAAAUCAAAUUGAUUUCGCUUUUGGUUUCCCUGCUGCCGAUUUCUUUUUCUUAUUUCUCCCCACUCCCCCAUUUAUUUGCCCCUUUUGUUGUGUUAUUUUGCGCCUUAUUAAAUCACUUUUAUUGCCUUUGAAAUACCACGAAGAAAGUUUCUGCGGAGGCGUAUACUCGUAUGUGUGCAAUAUGAUUUUUAGCUGCAAACCAAAAAUAAUUCAUAUUUAUGGCGAAAUUUCUGGCUCAGUUCGGUGAAGAACAACAAAAUCAUCAUCAUAAUGAUGACGAUGAUGUCUGAACAGAGUAGUAAGUAAAUGAAAUUCUGUGGCCGAUACCGAUACACUUACAUAUAUGGUAUAUUUAGACUUUCGGGGGAACCCACAGGCGACGCAUUCAUAUCCCAUCCAUUUGGCCCACGGCCGCCGUCAAAUAUCGAAUAUGUCUUUGUGCGCCUGACAACCAAAGCACAAAUAGACAAAACAAACAAUGCGUGGCCCUUGGAGGCUGGAUGGUUUAGUCAAUGGUUUCUGAUUACGCCUCAACUCCCGACAGAUGACUCUUGACCACGAGAAGAUACGGAUUACAGAUUACAGUUGGGCUUGGUCAGUAUCCAGUGCAGCACAGAAAAAGCACUAAUGGAAAUCUUACUGCUAUCGAGAAGUAAUCUCAAUCGAUUGUGGCUUUCAAGUCAUUAAUGGCUUUUGCGCAAUUUCUUUUGGAAAGCAAAACAAGGAUUCCCAGUUUGUAACUUUAAAUCAUAUUUUAUCUAUCAAAACAAUAUCUUUAAAAUAGGUAACCCUUUUUCCCCAUUAUCCCUUUUUCACUAGCCUAAUCUGCAGGCAACAAAAAAUAUAUAUCAGCGACCCCCCAGGUUUUGCCACAGCGUUUCAGCGAUGCGUGUAAUUAAAUUUUCAUGCCACCUGCCUGAGGGUUGGAUUUUAAAGGAAGAGGGGAAAGUGGGAUGUGGAAAAGUAAGGGAGGGGAGGGCAGGGAUGUGGGAGUGGCGCACAGAGAAUGCAAAUUGUCGGGCUAUUCCAAACCGCAAGCAUCAACGCCUUCAAAUGCAGCCAAAGCAGGCGGAAGUAAAUGCAGCUUUCCACUUUCCCCUUUUCCCCCUUCCUUUCCCAGGUUUGUUUUUCAUAUUUUCACCGCUUUAAUUUUGUACCCUUCACUCGCCUGCCACUCGACAAAACGACACUCAAGUGGUCAGGUGUUGACAAACCACUUGAUUACAGCUUUAACCGAUUACCUAAAAUAUGGUUUUUUGGUUUAUUAUAUUUCUCAAACAAUUUAAUACCCCUUUUCCAUGAAGUUCCCUAUAUAUAUUCCAUCUAUUCGAAGCAAGCUGUGCUGAAAUAUCUCAAAAGCCUGUCAGAUUCGAUGGGACAAACAAACGAAACAAGCAAACAGAACAACAGCCUUCGAGCAACACAAACAGACGACAAACAGUAGCAGAAAUUAUUGCCCGGGGAAAGCAUUUGCUAUUGCGAUUUGCGAUUUUUCCCCGCAUAUAGAGUCUAUAUAUAUAUAUAUAUAAAUAAUAUCUGGCCAAGAUGCCGAUGGUGAUGCCAUGUCGUUCGCGGGCCGCGAUGAAGCUCCACGCGGACUGCUAUGACCGCCUAAAGAAACCCAUCUACGUGGAGGCGCCACCGUCGACGGCCAUCGAGGAGGAGCGCAAGUGCGGCGUGCGCAAGGAUAAGCCGGUGAAGCCCAAGGAUCAGAGGCGUCCCCUGCCGCCGGGCACUCGGCCACCCAAUCCCUUGGCCACUCCGGGCGGAAAGCGUCCGGCGGUGGGAGGUGGAAAGGCACCGCCACGUGCUCGCAAAUACGAUGGUGCCAAGGCCACGUUCUUUCACGUGAAAGGACAAUCGUGGGAAUCGAAGGGGUAUGCGGAACUGUCGCAGGGCGAACUGGAUCGCAUGCGGGCCUGCAGGCCGCGCACGACCGAGGAGCGGCGAGCGGAACAGGACCGCCGGAUGGAGGAGCAGCAGUUGCACACCGCCGAAGCGGAGCGCCUGCGCAACUAUUUCCACGACAUCGACGAGCAGCGCAGGGAAAAGGAGCGCGAGCUGGAGAAGAAGCACGACGACGAGGCGGACGAGGAUGUCAACGAGGAUCGGCGGGUCGAAGCCAAAAGAUUGCAGGUUCUCCAUCGAGCCUUGGAUGCCAAAUACGAAUCGGAUGAGCGGGUAAAGGAGGCAUCCCGCGCCAUUUCGGAGGCCAAGUGCAGUGCCAUGUGGACGGCUCAGAUCCAGGAGCGGAAGCUACUCAACCGCAUCCAAAUGGACCACGACGAGGAGAUGGCACGCAAGAACCUCGCCUACAACAACGCCAAGUGGGGCACCGUGGAGGAGCACGACCAGGCCGAGGAGGAGCGACGCCGGCAGUUUGGCAACGCGGUUCGCGAGCAGAUCAGCGAUCGCGAGAAGCUGCGCUUCCUCGCCCAGGAUCGCCUGCGAAUGGAGGCGCGCGAAGUCCAAUCAGCCGUCGAUGAGUACAAGAAGGCGGAGGCGGCCGAGGGGGAGACGCGAUCGCGGCGCAAGUUGGCCUACAGGGACGAGCUGAACAAGUACACCAAGCUGCACCGCAGCUUCGUGCGCAUGAUGUGCGAGCAGGAUCAGCGGGAUGAGAAUCGGGCGUACGAGUACCGGAAGCUCAAGGAGCAGGAGCUCAAGCAGCAGCGGGCGGAGAAGGAGGCCAUUGAGGCGGAUGAGAAGCGCAAGCGGGAUGUCCUCUUCGCCGUCGGCCAGAAGAUCCUCGACGCCAAGGACAACCGGGAGGAGAUGCACUUCCUCGCCGAGCACGAACGCCUCGAGCGGAAGUACAGGGAGAACGAGCGGAAGGCCGCCGAGAAGGAGCGCAAAAUGGCCGCCGAACUGAAGCGGGCCAACAUGGAGCAGCGGGAGCACCUCAGCCAGAUGAAGGCCUGCUACUACGUGCAGCGGGAGCGUGAGCUGCAGGAGAUGAUCGAGUACCGCAAGAAGGAGGAGGAGCAGCGCAAGCGGGAGGCCGACGAGCAGGCCGUCAAGAAGGCCUGCCUCCGCUCGAGUGUCUCCUGUCAAAUCGAGGAGCGCGAGAAGGCCCGGCGCAGGGAACUCGAAGACGAGCACCUGGCCUUCGAAAGGGAGAGGGCGGCCGAGGCCCAGCGGCAGAAGGAGAUCGAUACAGUGAUCACUGUCAAGUUGGAUGACCUGCAGAAGCGCGGUUGUUUGCCCAACUUGGCCGUUCAGUCGCUCAAAGGUCGCGUUGCAAAUGCCGGCAACAAAAAGAAGCUGGGCUCUGAAUUCAGUUAGAUAGCGUUUCCUUUUAAUGGUGUUUUUGCCUCCAGAGAGACAAAUCUAACAACACACACACACAGACACUCAUACACACACGUUGACAAUGGCAUAAACGAUGGCUUUGCGAGCUUGGCGGAAUUAAAACUUGCAGCAUAUACUAUUCUGCGGUGGUGGCAACUUUUCUGGGUUCGUUGCUAGCUUGCCACCCCCGCAGUUUGUUGUCAAUUCAACAAGUUAAAACUGCAGACCGCAGACACAAAGAUAUAUAUAGAGAAGACCGCAGAAAAAAAAACUUUAUUUGCCCUAUAACUACACUUAAAUCGUUGAAUGAUUCAGUGAAAUUUGAAGUAAGCACAACGCAGUUUAAAUAAAUGAAGAAAUUGUUUGAUCGAGCAGAUAAA
Messenger RNA from Drosophila ficusphila, 5208 nucleotides. RefSeq names its product trichohyalin. The transcript has 2 exons. The coding region runs from base 3083 to 4822 and encodes 579 amino acids. Lineage: Eukaryota; Metazoa; Arthropoda; Insecta; Diptera; Drosophilidae. The record is from RefSeq and is a predicted model, not a curated record.